GAAGGCCUCUAGAAAAAUUGAUAUACAAUUCAAGAGCCGGUAAUAAUCAACAGUUACAUCUGAAAAAAAUACAGUAAAAUUCAAAAUAAGAUUCUUUUCAUAUGAAAAAUCACCCGAGUACAAUUUACUCAAAUACAACCCAGCCCUAAGUAAUCCUAGCAACCGCUCCAAUCAAUCAAUCGAUUCUCAUAACCCUAACAACUGCCAUUGUCGAAUCAAAUCAAACAAAACAACAUGAACCCGAAACAAAUCUUGGAAAAAUUCAUAAAACCUCUACCAAAACCGUUCAACUCGAUCCUGAAAAAUGCCGACAAAUUGGACCACUUCAAAGGCCUGGACCUGGACAAACCCGAGACCUUCACCCCUAUGGAAAUGGAGCUGCGCAUCCAGGCCGAUCAAGUAAUGUUUUCCCUUAACAAAGCCGUUUCGGUUUUGAGUAUUUUAGCUCAAUUGCCUCAAUUGCUAGACAGCGGUAUUUUAACCGAACAUUUUACACAUCAAGAAAUGUCUUAUGUUUAUUACGUACUUAGACGAUACGAGACAAAAGAGGAAAGGGUUUCGGAUGAAGACACUUUUCUAACUUAUGGAGGUUUAUACGAAAUUGUAAAUAAAAUAAAACUGAAAAGUUAUUUUCAAGAAACCGUCGUUGAUGCCAAUUUAUCGCAAAUUGUGCACAUGAUUUUUAAUAACAGGUGCAUUAGGGAUGCUAUUAAAAAAAUCCCCAAACCAAAAACAAUCCCAUAUGUUAUGCAGUUUAUAAAAGAUUUCCAAGAGCUUAAAGACAUGGCUCAGAUAAAGCUUUAUAUUACAGGCACUGAAGAAGAAAAAAGAGAUAAGCAACUAAGACAAGCAUUCAAAUCCAAUAUAAUGCUUAAAGCCGCAAUCAAAGACCUUGAACAUCAGUUGGAGCAUCAACGCGACCAAUUGGGAACCGAAUUGCACAAAAAAGUCGACAUUUUCGACAAUUACAACGACAAAAUAGCCAACAUAAAAGAAGAGUUUCAAAUCAGCAUCGAAAAAAACAUCCACGAUUCGGAAAAAAGAAUGAUGCAACAAUGCAUGGAAAGCGAAGCCAAACAAGCUCAACUUGCUUUGGAAGCUGACAGCAUCACCAAAGCCCACGCCGCCCUUUUGGAACAACAUUUAGCCAGCGAAAAAUUGCUCAGAGCCAGAACCGGAAAAACCCAAGCCCUACUACACAACUGGAUCAUCAAAUACGACCAAGACGCUGGCGACAAAAACACCGAAUACGAAGACUUAAAAAAACAAUACGACCAAGAAAAAGAAACAAUGGACGAUUUGGAUGACAAAUUGGACGAACAAGAGAAGAUUUAUAUUACUUUGAUGGCGGAAAAAGCCGAAGAAGAAGAAAGGAUUUAUCAUGAAAUUUACUUUAAAAUACUCACCAAUAGAUCGGCCAGGAUUAUACAGAGGGCCUGGAGAGCGUAUCGGGAAAGGAGAAAGUCGAGGCGUAGAGGCAAAAAGGGCAAAAAGGAUUUCAGGCCUAAAUUGGUUUAUACUAAAAAGGAUGAUCCUAAUGCUUUGCUGGAAGGCAAAUUUAAGGGGGAUAUAUUUGAUUAAUAAUAAUGUUUAUUUUAUAGUGUUAAUAAACAUUGAUGAUGCAAUAUGAAAGGCUUGUUUGUUUAUUUAAUUUUCUUUCUUUAUUUUUUCUUCUUAUCGUUUCAAUUUUUGUUUAU
Messenger RNA from Ceutorhynchus assimilis (cabbage seed weevil), 1697 nucleotides. The record is from the annotation of a GenBank genome assembly. NCBI's taxonomy places the organism in Eukaryota, Metazoa, Arthropoda, Insecta, Coleoptera, Curculionidae.